Molecule: messenger RNA, 1532 nt
Organism: Stegastes partitus (bicolor damselfish)
Lineage: Eukaryota; Metazoa; Chordata; Actinopteri; Pomacentridae
Gene: yrdc
Product: yrdC N(6)-threonylcarbamoyltransferase domain containing
Exons: 6
Coding region: 80-877 (265 amino acids)
Biological process (GO): regulation of translational fidelity
Cellular component (GO): cytoplasm
Molecular function (GO): double-stranded RNA binding; tRNA binding; nucleotidyltransferase activity
Source: RefSeq, a predicted model, not a curated record
UGGGUUUUUUUUCCCCGUCCGGCGACAACAUGCUCCUCAUCUGAGAAAUGUCCCGUCGGUGGUCGUAGACUCUUAAUUUAUGAAGGCGGUUUGUAGCAUCGCUGCUGAAUUCAUCAAAUCCAGAGGAGCUCACGCUUCGGCUCGUCCACUCGGAGCAGAGAUGUGUAAAGAGCUCAAGACCAAAGUGCUGCGUCUGUCGCCGUCGACCUCCAAUGGGCCGGCAGUCCAGCAGCAGGGCCACACAGCUGGUGCUGAAAUCCUGACUUGCACGGCGAAGGCUCUGAAAGAGGGUCACGUUGUUGGCGUGCCCACGGACACCAUCUACGGUCUGGCGUGUCUGGCCCAAAACUCGGAAGCUGUCAGAAGGAUCUACGACAUAAAAGGGAGAAACGGACAGAAACCGCUGGCGAUUUGUGUUGGAGAAAUUCAGGAUAUUUAUAAGUACUGUAAGGUGAAGGUGAAGGAAGAGCUGCUGGGUGACCUACUUCCUGGUCCCGUCACUCUGGUGUUCGAGAGGUCUGAAGCGCUCAACACAGAUCUGAACCCCUUUACUUCACUUGUAGGCGUGCGUAUCCCGGAUCACGCCUUCAUGAGGCAGCUUUGUCAGACGUGUGGGGAACCACUCGCACUGACCAGCGCCAACAUCAGCUCACACACCAGCACCGUGGAAGCACACGAGUUCCAGGAGCUCUGGCCCAGCCUGGCUGUGGUGGUGGACGGUGGACCAAUAGGACAGCAGAGCCGCCUCGGAUCAACGGUGGUCGACCUGUCAGUGCUCGACAAAUAUCGCAUCAUAAGACCUGGCUGUGCCUUUUCUGCUACGGUCGAUGUGCUGGAGCGCAAAUACGGACUGUCAGAAGACUCGGGGCAAGAAUGACCUCUGAACUCUCCACACUUCAAAAAAAACAAAAUGCUGAGACGCACAACCUUUUGGCUUUGACUCAGGACGAGACGAAUACUUUGUGAAUCUGUCUUUACUACGAACGACUAGAACUCAGGAAGGAGUCGAGUCGAUGGACGAUGUCGGUCUGGGGGCUGCUUUACGGUCUACUUUGUCUUUGGAUGACUGUAUUUUAUGCUCUAUUAUGCAUCUUUCAUGGGACUCUGUGGGAGUUUAAGUUGUCAUAGCUGUCAUUUAUUCAGAAACACCAAACAAGGGAGGUUAUGUAGUGUUCCUAAAGCAACAACUGAAAAAAAGAGUGUAACGGUUAAGACAUUGAGUGAGCACUUAAUUUAAUUAAUCUGUCCUAACAAAGGGGUGGGAGUUUUCAGGUCAUUUUUUUAAAUUUUACUCAAACUAUUUUUUAGGAAACCCCCCAUAUUUAUUCAGCGUGACGCUUGCAGGACAGUUUCAAUCGACUACAUUAGAUGUUGGAAAACACUGUAAUGUAUCAGAGUUGUUUUGGUUUAUGUGGAUCUAAUGUAAUCUGCCCACUUGCACGAGUGUUUUUUAAUCUUCAGUGCCUGAUGUAACCUUAAAUGGAUGUAUAACUUCUGUACAGCCAAAAUUAAAGUUGUUUUUUUUUCCAGUA